AAAGUAAUUAUUAGAUUUUCAGCAAGCACCAGUAAAUCAACAUUAUACUGUACUAGUGGGAGCUAACAGCAACACAACAUUAAUCCUUGGUGCACCUUAAUCCUCAUGGAACCUUGAGUCAAUUUUUGGUUCAUAGAAUCUGAGAGUCCAGAAUUAUGUGCGUGAAAAAUGUCCAUUUUGAGUGCUUAGUGUUACAGUCCUCACAGGUCACGCACUUCCAUCUCUUAAGUUUUUUCCAACAGAGGAAACAGGUGUUCAAGGGAAGUAUAAAUGACCUAAAUAAUCUUUUAGAAUUUGGGUAAUGUAUAUUAGAAGUGAAUGGCUCUAUCUGCCAAGUCAGGAAUAUUACUCACCAACAGAAGAGGAGUAAUAGGAGCAAUAUACAGGGAGGGGCACCAUGUCUUAAAUAGGUGCACCAGCCCUCUUACAGGUGCACCAGCCCUCUUACAGGUGCACCAGCCCUCUUACAGGUGCACCAGCCCUCUUACAGGUGCACCAGUCCUCAUACAGGUGCACCAGCCCUCUUACAGGUGCACCAGCCCUCUUACAGGUGCACCAGCCCUCAUACAGGUGCACCAGCCCUCUUACAGGUACACCAGUCCUCAUACAGGUGCACCAGCCCUCUUACAGGUGCACCAGCCCUCUUACAGGUGCACCAGCCCUCUUACAGGUACACCAGUCCUCAUACAGGUGCACCAGCCCUCUUACAGGUGCACCAGCCCUCUUACAGGUGCACCAGCCCUCUUACAGGUGCACCAGCCCUCUUACAGGUGCACCAGCCCUCUUACAGGUGCACCAGCCCUCUCACAGGUGCACCAGUCCUCAUACAGGUGCACCAGCCCUCAUACAGGUGCACCAGCCCUCUUACAGGUACACCAGUCCUCAUACAGGUGCACCAGCCCUCUUACAGGUGCACCAGCCCUCUUACAGGUGCACCAACCCUCUCACAGGUGCACCAGUCCUCAUACAGGUGCACCAGCCCUCAUACAGGUGCACCAGCCCUCUUACAGGUGCACCAGCCCUCAUACAGGUGCACCAGCCCUCUCACAGGUGCACCAGUCCUCAUACAGGUGCACCAGCCCUCUUACAGGUGCACCAGCCCUCUUACAGGUGCACCAGCCCUCUUACAGGUGCACCAGCCCUCUCACAGGUGCACCAGUCCUCAUACAGGUGCACCAGCCCUCAUACAGGUGCACCAGCCCUCAUACAGGUGCACCAGCCCUCAUACAGGUGCACCAGCCCUCUUACAGGUACACCAGUCCUCAUACAGGUGCACCAGCCCUCAUACAGGUACACCAGCCGACUCGCCACCCAGUAGCACUCAGAGCGGGUGAGGCUGAGCUGUGAGCUAUGUUAUUGUUCAACUCGUAAUUUUAGUAGACGUGUAAUUUUCUUUCCUUUUUUUCACUUUUAUAUGCACACACAAUUAUUCAUUUAGAAUGUGUGAAAAAUAAAUAAAAAAUAAUAAUUAUCAUAAGGUCAAAAACAGAAAGAGAAUUAAUAUUUCUUUGUGCCAGCUGUGAGCCUUUAUGGUUAUUUUUCAGCACGUAAUUUCGAGUAGAUAUAUGUAACUUUCUUAACGAUGGCCUUUUAGGGUCCCUAAUCCCAUCAUAUAUCAGUCAACACCUGUUCAUACACACUCAAUCAUACAUACAUAUUGUGUGUGAGUUUGCGGGCUGAGCGGGAAGAGGGAGCAGAGUGUGGAGGACGUUGCCAGAGAGCCGGCAGAGGCAGCGUCCCAACUGGGUUACGAUGCUGUGAUAAUUGUUGAGGCCAAGCAACCAGCAUUAUUGCAAAUGGCAGUUGUUUUAAACUUUCAAUGGUUUUAUCUGUAUUUAUCAUCUAGAUUGUAUAGAAAUAUUCUUUGAAGUGGCACAAUCGUUAAAUAACAUGAAAAGGUAGGUGGCAUGGUUUAUGAAUGCUGGAAAAUAGGAACAAGUACUGUACUGGGAGUUGUGAGUUUGCUGCAGCCAUUUGACUGACUGUGUAGGUUUAUUUUUCAGUAUCUUAUACUAGUUUUGUAUUUGUAAGAAUAAUACAAGACUCGUCACCAUAGCCACAUCCCCCCUAGUCCUCUCCUUAUCACUCCAGGUCAGGGUGUCAGAUAUUUUGGGGUUAUUUUUAUGCUCUUUAAGUUCAGGUAGAUACCUCCAUACAUAUUUUUUUCCUACAGUAUUUUUCAUUCACAUAUAAUAUUACAUACAAAAUCUGCCAAAAAUAACCAUAAGGUCAAAAACAUAAAAGGGAAAAACUUUCUAAUUGUGUUUAGAGUUCACACUAAACGUGAGAGGGGAGAGGUGAGGCAUUCCAGCUGCUCUGAUCUGUCUGCUGUGUUUAGUGAAGUAAUUGACAAAUUAUAUUGUCCAGCAGCCAAAUGGCAAUACAGUUACAGUACGUUAUAGUAAUUUUUUAUAUAUUGGUGUUAUUUUUACUUAUUCCUCACAUUGAUUGGUACCUGUAUAUAUUAUUACUCUAUAUCUUAUUUCUCAUAGGAGUUGGUAAUUGAAGGGAAUUCAGCUUCAAAGAUGGUAACAUUAUUCAUAAUAACAUCAGCUGUUGUGGUGGUGGUCACGGCCAAGACUUGUUGGUGUUGUCUCGCUUCAAACUAUGUCUAGGAUUUUACCUCGUAUUUUUUAAAAGCUUCAUUAUUUUGUAUUGUUGUGAUUCAGGCUGGGCAUGCGGGACCAUGUGGUUCCCGCCAUAUAUAUAUAUAUAUAUAUAUACACAGUACUCUGUAUUUUUUUGAAUUUUAUGCAUUGAUUAUAUUGUACGACUAUUACACAUUGCAAUUGUCUUCU
Molecule: messenger RNA, 2798 nt
Organism: Homarus americanus (American lobster)
Lineage: Eukaryota; Metazoa; Arthropoda; Malacostraca; Decapoda; Nephropidae
Exons: 2
Coding region: 319-1347 (342 amino acids)
Source: RefSeq, a predicted model, not a curated record